AAUCAGUGGAAUGUUUUCAAAACUGAUUCGCGGAACGGUCGCACGGAACGGCAAGCGAAGCUCGCGCAUCAUCACCUCAACCAGGGUAGUCAUCCGCCCCAAGGCAACAGUGAAAAAGAGUGCUUUUUGAACUGCGAACCUGUUUUCAUCAGAAUGUCAAAAGUGACGACGAAGUCGAAAGAGUGAAAUGAUGUCAAUCGCGUAUGGUGGAUCAGUACGGAAAAUUUAUUCGCUUUUUAACAAAUUGUGAUCGUGAAAAUCUCCCAGCGAGUGUGUGCGUUUGGUGCUCGGUGAGGCGCUUGUCCGCGCGGUGAUAUUUCCAGGCCCUGGGAUUGCGUUGCAAAAUGUCUAAACAUGAUCGUGCGAAAUCGGGUGGCUUGCUGGAUACGCUGUUCUUCGGCCGACCGCACAAGAAGGGUGGCCGUGGCGGUUCUAGCGGCUACGGGGGGAGUGGCGGGUUGGGUGGGGGCGGUAGUGGCCACGGAGGCAGUAUGAAUGGGGGCCGUCCGUUGUCCGGAACGGAGUCGGAUGUGGCGAAUCAGGAGGAGAUCACCAAUGCCGUGAAGCGGAUGACCGAAGCGGAAGUGAAUCAGAAGUUUCUUGACAUCCUCGAGGACAUGAAUAUUCCGAAGGAUAAGCGGGAUCCGUUGCUGCUGAAACCGCUGGACGAGAAGAGGAAAAUGAUUUUGAUGCACUUGAAAGGCAAAAACAACACCGAACAUCGUGCCAACUCACGCUUCGAGCGACCCAUCGACUACAUUCAGUAUCUCCAGGACGGAGACUUCAACAGUCGAAUCCCCAAGAUCCUGCAAUGUGUGGAAAACCUCCGCGUAGCGUUGACGAGCAAUCCCAUCAGUUGGAUCAAGGAGUUCGGCGAAACGGGGAUCGAUGUGAUCGUCAAUCUUCUCCGGCACUGCAAGUCGAUGCCGCGGCGGUUCGACAAGGUCGAGUACGAGUGUUUGCGAUGUCUGAAGGCGAUCAUGAACAACUCGUGGGGGUUGAACGUUAUCCUGACACCGGAUCAGCACGCGGCUGUAAUGCUGCUGGCCCAGAGUGUGGACGCCAGUAAGCCCCAUACGAUGUGCGAAGCGGUGAAACUGCUGGCCGCUAUCUGCUUGGUUAAGGAAAGAAACGGGUACGAGAAGGUGCUGAAGGCGAUCACUAAUAGCACAAUGAUGGCCCGACAAGGAACCGAUCGGUUUCGACCGAUCGUGGAAGGAUUGUUCGUUGAGCGCGAUAGGAAUUAUGAGUUAACGAUCAACACCAUGAUCUUCAUCAAUUGUAUUAUAAAUACCCCUUCCGAUAUCAACUUCCGGCUGCAUUUGCGGUGCGAAAUGAUGCGGGCCGGGUUGCACGAUCGGCUGGAUCAGCUGACGGAAAUGGUGGAGAAAAGCAGUAACGAAAAUUUGGAGAAGCAUUUCAAGAUAUUUAAUGCUUUCCGAGAGGACGACUUUGAAGAGUUUAGUAAUAGGUUUGAUAACGUAAGAUUAGAUCUGGAUGACAUGAAUGAGUGCUUUGAACUAUUGAAGAACCUGGUGGUGGAUACAAGCUGUGAACCUUACUUUCUGUCAAUCCUGCAACAUUUAUUGUUCAUAAGAGAUGAUUACGUGUAUAGGCCGGCCUUUUUUAAGCUUAUCGAGGAAUGCGUAUCGCAAAUUGUGCUGCACAAAAGUGGUGUCGAUCCUAAUUUUGAUAGUAGAGACUUCCACAUAGACACGUCAACGCUGCUAGAAGACAUGGCAGAAAAGAGUCGGCAGUUGGAAUCCAAGAAAAGUGAAGACUUUGAAAAGCGGAUGGAGGAGCUGCAGACAGCAAAGCAAGAAGCGGAAGCGAGAGCCGCUGCGUUAGAAGAUCGCUUGAAGGAAAUUGAGGCCACUGGCGUCAUAUCACCGAAGGGAAAGAGUAAACUACCUCAGAUAAAUAUUCCUCCUCCACCACAAAUGCCUGGUAUGGGACCUCCUCCUCCGCCACCUCCACCAGGAGGUGGAGGAGGGGUUCCGCCACCACCUCCACCACCAAUGAUGCCUGGUGUUCCUUUGCCACCACCUAUGCCUGGCAUGGGUGGUGCUCCAAGACCUCCUCCCAUGCCAGGCAUGGGUCCUCCACCACCUCCGUUCCCGGGAAUGGGGCCUCCAAUGCCGCCAGGAAUGCUGGGCAUGCGCCCUAUGGCACCUAUUCCAGCACCGUUACCACAUGGCCUUAAACCAAAGCGGAAAUGGGAUACAGAUGGACCAAUGAAACGAGCAAAUUGGAAAGCAAUCAUCCCCCAAAAACUUUCUGAGCAUUCUUUCUGGGUAAAGGUACAAGAAGAUAAACUGGCAGACGAUGAAAUUCUUGCCGGACUAGCGAUGAAGUUCUCCUCCAAACCGAUGAAACAACCGGACAAGGACUCAGUAGAUCGACCGCCGACUUCAAAGAAGAACGUCGAUCUACGAGUGCUAGAUGGUAAAGUGGCACAAAACUUAUUAAUCCUACUGGGUGGAUCCCUGAAGCAUUUAUCUCACGAACAAAUUCGAAUAUAUCUUCUUCGCUGCGAUACAACGAUAUUAGGUCCAAGCGUUCUGCAGCAACUGAUACAGUACUUACCUCCGCCGGAUCAGCUGAAGCGGUUGCAAGAAAUACGAUCACGCGGAGAGGAACUAGCUGGAGCGGAAGCGUUUGCUGCCACUAUAGGAGAUAUCAAACGACUAGGGGCAAGAUUGCAGAGUUUGAGCUUCAAACUAAAUAUGCCGGACUUGAUGCAGGACUGCAAACCGGAUAUUGUGGCAGGAACAGCUGCGUGCGAGGAGGUUAAAAAUAGCAAGAAGUUUGCAAAGGUACUGGAGUUGAUUUUGUUGUUAGGAAAUUAUAUGAAUUCCGGUUCGAAGAAGGAAGCAGCUUUUGGAUUUGAGAUAAGUUUUCUUCCUAAGCUUAGUAGUACAAAGGAUUACGAAAACAAGCAAACUCUACUGCAUUAUAUUGCGGAUGUCGUGGAGAAGAAAUUCCCUGAUGCGCUUACCUUCAACGAGGAUCUAUCUCACGUGGACAAAGCAAGUAGAGUCAGUUUGGACAACAUUCAGAAGACGAUGCGUCAGAUGAACAGUUCAUUGAAGAAUCUAGAAUCUGAUCUGAAUAACAACAAAAUACCACAAAGCGACGAUGAUCGCUUCAUGGAAGUCAUGGGCACGUUCGCCGUUGACUGUCGGAAGCAGGUGGAACUUUUGGGAAAAAUGCUUUCUCAAAUGGAAACACUAUACCAGAGCCUUUCGGAGUUUUACUGUUUCGAUCCGGCUAAGUACACGAUGGAGGAAUUCUUCACCGAUAUUCGCACAUUCAAGGAUGCGUUCGUUCAAGCUCAUGCUGAGAACACCAAGAUUCGAGAAGAGGAAGAGAAGCGACGCCGCGCCCUGGAGGCCAAGGAACGUUCCCAAAGGGAACUGCAGGAACGCCAACAGCGAAAAUUAGCUCUGGUAGACAUCGAUGCCGUCCAAACGCAGGAAGGCGUCAUGGAUAGUUUACUGGAAGCGUUACAGACGGGUUCUGCUUUCGGCAAUCGAGAUCAACGGAGACGGCGAGGACCAAGGCCAGCGGGUGCAGAGAGGAGAGCACAGCUGAAUCGUAGCCGGUCGAGGACCGGAAUCACCGCCAAUGCAUUUUCCAGCCGAGAAAUGUUAUCCGAGCUGCUGGGUCCGGCGUAGAUACUAGCAUACAAUCGGAUAUGAGUCGCUGUGAGAGUGAAUUACUUAUUAGUUAUAUCCAUAGAGUAAUAAACCAUUUUAAUGUUUUAGCAGGUGUAGCACAAAAGAUCCCUACGAUUGUCGCAAUGCAUCUGUGAGACACUGUUCCACCUCGUUUGCAAGUUCAAAAUUUCGUUAAAUUAUAUUCAAAGUUUCACGUUUAUACGUAAUGUUUCUCAUAUUUUCAGUUUCUCGUAUUGACAGUUUUAAAGAAUAACAAGAUAGAAAAUAGAAUAAAUAGAAAUUCGCAAAAACAAAUAA
This is a messenger RNA of Armigeres subalbatus, 3977 nucleotides long. It is a transcript of the gene dia, whose product is annotated as protein diaphanous. Bases 345 to 3677 code for a protein of 1110 amino acids. Gene Ontology annotation, molecular function: small GTPase binding; actin binding. Gene Ontology annotation, biological process: actin cytoskeleton organization; actin filament polymerization. NCBI's taxonomy places the organism in Eukaryota, Metazoa, Arthropoda, Insecta, Diptera, Culicidae. The record is from RefSeq and is a predicted model, not a curated record. Gene Ontology annotation, cellular component: actin filament. The transcript has 2 exons.